CUGUCCUGGCACCGCUCCAGGUGUGCUUCUCACUUGACAGAAGCUACGGUGGUUAGCCCAGUCAGUCGGUCGGCAUGUCCUCCCUGUUCAACAGCUUCCCCAUCCGUAUGGAUGGGGACAACUUGCCAGGCCUGCUCAACGAGGGCUUCAGGCAAUUCGGAUUUCAGAUGCCUGACUCAGGGGGGUCAUUUCGCUUACCUGGCAACCUUGGAAAUCUGCGGGGUGCCUUCAAAAAUUUGGUCAACAGUGGCGGCCAGGGCGAGGGAGGCUCUGGCGGUACGCCCUGGACAAAGGGAAGUUACCACCUCAAGAACAGGUUGCUCAAGGGAGGAUUGACCGGAUUUGGAGACGUUUUCCAUCCUGGCAAGGACGCUUUCAAUUUGGGAGACAAAGGAUCUGGUAUUCGCAACAGAGGCACUGUCCAAGAUUUCAUCAAAUUGCGUGACGAUUGUUUGGCAAGUGGCGCCUUAUUCGAGGAUCCCGAGUUUCCCUGCACAGAUACGUCAAUUUUCUUCAGCAGACGACCACCACGUUCCUUUGAAUGGCUCCGUCCAACGGAAAUCACGUCCGAUCCAAGGUUGUUUGUUGAAGGUUAUUCUAGAUUUGACAUCCAGCAAGGAGAAUUAGGCGACUGCUGGUUGUUGGCUGCAGUGGCCAACUUGACCCUUCACAAUUCACUUUUCUGCCAGGUGGUUCCUCAUGACCAGAGUUUUACCGACCAAUAUGCAGGCAUAUUCCAUUUUAGAUUUUGGCAGUAUGGACGUUGGGUAGAUGUUGUAGUGGAUGACCGACUUCCAACCUAUAAUGGCCAGCUGGUGUUCCUCAGGUCUUCCCAGCAAAAUGAGUUUUGGAGCGCCCUUUUGGAGAAGGCUUAUGCUAAGCUGCAUGGUUCUUAUGAGGCCCUUAAAGGUGGAACUACUUGUGAGGCCAUGGAGGACUUCACUGGUGGAGUCACCGAGUGGCACGACCUGCAGAACCCUGAUCCGAAUCUUUACAAGAUUCUGCUGAAGGCCUUUGAACGGUCGUCUCUGAUGGGCGCUUCCAUCGAGCCUGAUCCUAGUGUGUUGGAGGCACGGACGCCCGAGGGCCUUGUCAAAGGUCAUGCAUACAGUAUCACCCGCGUCAAGUACGUGGACAUCACAACGCCAACCAUGUCUGGCAAAAUUCCUCUCAUCAGGUUGAGGAAUCCUUGGGGAAAUGAGGCAGAGUGGAACGGUGCUUGGUCCGAUAAAUCUGCGGAGUGGCGCUUUAUUCCCCAGAACGAAAAGGAGGAAAUUGGAUUGACUUUUGAUGACGAUGGUGAAUUCUGGAUGUCGUACAGAGACUUCACCAAAUAUUUCUCACGUCUUGAGAUCUGCAACUUGAAUCCUGAUUCCUUAACUGAGGACGAAAUUGGAGAUGGCAAGAAGUGGGAAAUGAGCGUGUUCGAGGGCGAGUGGGUCAGAGGCAUCACUGCUGGCGGUUGCCGUAAUUUUAUUGAGACAUUCUGGCACAACCCCCAAUACAUCAUCACACUAGAAGAUCCCGAUGAGGACGAUGACGAGUCCAUGUGUACAGUCAUAGUUGCUUUGAUGCAGAAAAACAGGAGGUCGCAGAGAAAGAUGGGUGCAGAGUGCCUAACCAUUGGCUUUGCCCUUUACAAGCUUGACAACCCGGAAAAUCAACCGAAGCCUCUUCCCCUUGAUUUCUUCAAGUACAAUGCCUCUGUCGCAAGGUCUAAGUCAUUCAUCAACCUGCGAGAGGUUUCUGAAAGGUUCAAGCUGCCCCCUGGCACUUAUUGCAUUGUACCUUCCACAUUUGAUGCUAACGAAGAAGGAGAAUUCCUUCUUCGAGUGUUCUCUGAACACAUGAAUAACAUGGAGGAAAAUGACGAAGAAGUUGGGUUGGGUGAAAUAGAUACCAGAGUCAAAGACGAUCCUGAACUCAAAAAUGAGGAGGAUGAAGAGUCAAACAACAAGAUCAAAGAGUUCUUCAAAAAACUUGCUGGGGAGGACAUGGAGGUUGACUGGAUGGAAUUGAAGCAACUUUUAGAUUUUGCCAUGAAAGACGACUUCCCACAAGGCGCCCCAACACUUCCAAUGCAACCCUCGGACUCCUUCCUCGGAUCAAUUAUGUCUCUCUUAUGCGGAGUCGUGUGCAAAGAUACGCCACUUGGACAAAUGUUUGAGCCUCAAUUUGAGGGAUUCUCGAAGGAAACUUGCCGCAGUAUGGUGGCAAUGAUGGACGUCGACCGCUCUGGCAAGCUCGGACUGGAGGAGUUCAAGAUUUUGUGGAUGGACGUCCGAAACUGGAGGUCAGUCUUCAAACUUUACGACAAGGAAAGAACCGGGUCGUUGAGUGCUUUUGAGCUGCGCCAGGUUUUGAACUCUGCUGGUUACCGUCUCAACAAUCACAUCCUGAACAUUCUCAUGCACCGAUAUGGCACAAAGGAGGGCAGAAUCUCGUUCGACGACUUCAUCGCUUGCGCUGUGCGCCUCAGAUCAAUGAUUGACAUGUUCAAGGAAAGGGAUCCUGACAAUACCAACACAGCUGCAUUUACACUUGAGGAAUGGGUGGAAAAGACCGUGUACUCGUAAGCAAAGCCAAAUCAUAUAAUGAUAUUAAAUAUUUAAUCAAGGUGGCCUAUUUUGACUUGCGAUGAGUUUUUUUUUAAAUUGUUCUGAUUAAUGUUUACCACCUUUUUUACUUCAAAACUUUUUUGUGCCUGUAAAAAUGAUUUCAUCUGCUAAGCGUUUUUGUACGAAACUUCGGAAAUCAUUUCAUCACUUUUUACUUACGAAAUUGGCCACCUGAAUUAUUGCAAUUUCAGUGUUGCACACUAUGUAAACGCGCAACUAGUUUUAAAAUGAGGCCAAAAUAUUUUGCUUCGGGAAGUAAUAUUUAUUAAAUAAUAAUUGUUUUUUGUGGUAAUCAAAAGCCUAGCUUAUUGCGAACGUACCUCUUUGCUAUUAAAAGAGCAUAAUUUAUUGUGCUGAUUUUUUAAAAUUAAAACGUUUCUAUGGCAAUUUUAUUCUGAUAUACAAGUGAACUACGAGAUCCCUGGGGGAUUCAGAGCUAUUAUUAUUAUUAUAUUUAUAACAAUAAGGUCGAUUUGAAAUUAUGCAUGUGCUCACAAAUUGGCUUUUUAGCUUCAAAAUAUAUGUAUAUUUAAAAUGAGAAAUCUCAAAGUACUUUUAUUUAUCACACCACAUAACACACUCGAAUCAAAAAUUGAAUCCACUGUUUCAUGCAAUAUCAUGAUGAGUGAACUGGCCGGAUUAUGUAAUUCUGUUUAAUUUAAAAGUAGAUUUUUACAAAAAA
Molecule: messenger RNA, 3300 nt
Organism: Neocloeon triangulifer
Lineage: Eukaryota; Metazoa; Arthropoda; Insecta; Ephemeroptera; Baetidae
Gene: CalpA
Product: calpain-B
Exons: 17
Coding region: 75-2576 (833 amino acids)
Biological process (GO): proteolysis
Cellular component (GO): cytoplasm
Molecular function (GO): calcium-dependent cysteine-type endopeptidase activity; calcium ion binding
Source: RefSeq, a predicted model, not a curated record